AUGCAGUGUGAUUCAGCCUCCUUGGGGGAACGUUUUGAAGACCUGAUUCAAUUUCUUCCAUGUCACAAUUUGCAAUUGGUUGCUUUGAGUGAACUGCCUUGGUUUGAUCAGAUCUUGCAAGCAUGGGAAGCCUUUCAGGGCACUCAGAGGGGUAUGCAACAGGACGCGUCUGAAUAUGCAGCCGCUGUUCUGUGCUGGCUGAGAGCACCAGCUGUCAACAUGACCUGGGAACGCCGUGUGGAAGAAAUGGGAUCAGUGUGCACACAUGACCAUGGAGAUGCUUACAUGCCCAUCACACUUUCACUACCUGCCUCUCAUGCCAUUUUGCCUGAACAGCAGUUCAAUUUGUCCUCUCUUGUUUGGCGCUGGAUGCAGGAACAUGGGAUGAUUGCUGCUUUGACGCAGGCCCCUCAGUGCCUAUGUCUUCACCUGGAUCGAUUUUAUCAGGCGGAUGGUGAGGUUCAUAAAAGCCAGUGCAUGAUUGACAUGGAGGCUGGCUGCACGAUGCCUGUCUUCACAAACACCUCCUUGCAGCGCGAAAUGGUUGAGUAUGUUUUGGUUGCGGCAGCAGCACAUUUGGGGUCUGACAAUGGGGGCCACUAUCGUGCGGCCUUGAAAACUUGCCCUGCAGUUCAAUUGACUGGACAGCCAAUGCAUUGGCUCAUCACCAAUGAUGAUGUUGAGGCGACACCCACAUGGAAGAUGCCAGACUGGUUUUGCCACAAUACAACCGUCUUUUGGUUGUUGCGAGCUGACAGUGUGCAUUUGCAUGCGUAUCAGGCCUUGCCUGCCCAAGACCCAGUGCAGAUUGAUGCAGCACAUGGACCUUCGACUCCGGAUCCACCCAAUGACUCCAUGCCAGUGCGUGACAAUGAUGCUGGCUCCCCUGCAGCCGUGCCGAAACCUGAUGCAAUGACAGAGGCCAUUUUGGCCAUGCAGUUCACCUGUUGGGAGCGAAGACGGCUCGGCGGCGCGGGAAGUGUAGACUACACCGAGUGCUGGCGGGGAAAGGCUCAGAGGUGCGGCACGGUGGUGAAAAACGGGGAGAACGCUGUGAUCUCAGAGAAAAACUUCAAGAAAUCGUUCAAAGAAUUGGGGUUCACAAUUCAAGAGUUCAAGGAGGACUUGGAGGCUUUGAGCUUGGAAGACUCCUUGACCUUGCCACCACUCCGAAGCGAGAAAGUGGCAGCAGGAAAGAUCUUGGAGCAGUUUGCACAUGGAGCCAGCAUAGGCUACGGAAGUGUCUUCUGCACUGGACAAGAUGUACCGCCCGGGCUUCACCCACAAGGCAAAAAACGGACGCAUCGACCAUCUAUGAUGCGCGUCUAUUCAGGAAACAGCAUGUGCCUGUCACAAAGCUUGGCUGUCAGCGAGGGGAAGCGACGUGAGA
Molecule: messenger RNA, 1390 nt
Organism: Cladocopium goreaui
Lineage: Eukaryota; Dinophyceae; Suessiales; Symbiodiniaceae
Source: the annotation of a GenBank genome assembly